AUGGACAACAUGAAAAUCGACAAAAACAAUUGCAUUCAAUUACUUGAAUUUUAUUUCGACAUUUGUUCAAACGAUAAAGUAGUUGAAUGUUCCAAAUUUAUAGCAUCACAUUUCUUUGAAAUUGAUUCUAAUCAACUUAAAAAUAUUUCUAAAAAACUUGGAAUUGACAUUCUUCAGCAAAUAUUUAGCAGCGAUGAACUUACACUUGAGGAUGAAGAUUCAUUAGCAAAUUUCAUCGUUUCUCUAACACAAGAAAACAAUGAUUUCUAUCAAUUGAUCGAAAACAUUCAUUUUGAAUUUUGUAAUGAAAACAUUAUUAAAAAGAUCAAAGAUCUAGCAAAUUCAAAUAACUACCAAAAUAUUGUAAACUCACUUUCAGACUCAUUAGUCCGUUCAAGAAAUCAUAGCACUAAGGACAGAACUAUAUAUCCCUCUAUUAAAACAAAAUAUUUCGAAAGUGGGAAUGUUGAAAUGCCUGCUUCAUCAAUAAAUCAUGGAUCUAUUGAUAUAAUUAAUAAACAUAUUGAUGAUUUAUUUUUUGAAACACAAAAUUUCCCUAAUUCAUGGGUUCAAUGGAAACUAAAGCAAAAUUAUUCGAUUGAACCAACUGAAUACUUUGUUAGAACAUUUUCGAAUUGUGGAAAAUACAGUAGUAGCCGCCUUAGGUCAUGGAAAGUUGAAGGUACUACCAUUAGUGGAGAAACUAAAAUUAUUCAUGAAGUAGAUAAUUCACCACUAAGUAAUGGAGAAAUAAGAAUUUAUCCACUUAAAAUAAAUGAUAAAUUUAUAUCAUUCAAAUUAAUUCAAAUAGGCACAAGCUUGCUAUUAAAAUUCUGUAUAACGAUUCACGCCGAUAAAUUUAAUUUGAAUAGUAAUCUGACAAUGAGAUUAUCAGACUCAAAAGUCAAGAAAUAA
Molecule: messenger RNA, 915 nt
Organism: Trichomonas vaginalis G3
Lineage: Eukaryota; Parabasalia; Trichomonadida; Trichomonadidae
Product: nerve growth factor signaling pathway
Exons: 1
Coding region: 1-915 (304 amino acids)
Source: RefSeq, a predicted model, not a curated record